Messenger RNA from Bombina bombina (fire-bellied toad), 1764 nucleotides. RefSeq names its product cyclin D1 (gene CCND1). Gene Ontology annotation, biological process: mitotic cell cycle phase transition; regulation of cyclin-dependent protein serine/threonine kinase activity; positive regulation of G1/S transition of mitotic cell cycle. The record is from RefSeq and is a predicted model, not a curated record. Bases 211 to 1080 code for a protein of 289 amino acids. Gene Ontology annotation, molecular function: cyclin-dependent protein serine/threonine kinase regulator activity. The transcript is spliced from 5 exons. NCBI's taxonomy places the organism in Eukaryota, Metazoa, Chordata, Amphibia, Anura, Bombinatoridae. Gene Ontology annotation, cellular component: cyclin-dependent protein kinase holoenzyme complex; cytoplasm; nucleus.
UCUCCCUGGCCCCAGCGACUCUUUCUCUUCCUCUCAUUCUCUGCUCAACUUUGAUCUAUUCGCAAGUUAACUGGGGGGCUGAAGCUUUGUGAGGAGCAGGGAAUCUACAGGACACGCGGCUUGUGCAGCGGGAUCGCUUCUAUAUCAGACUAUAUAAGUAGCUGUGCGCGUCUCCUGCAGGGCAGGGCGACCUUAUACCCCUCGGUGGUUAUGGAGCUGCUGUGCUGUGAAGUGGAUACCGUUCGGAGAGCUUACCGUGACCAGACCCUGCUCACAGACCGGGUGCUGCUGAACCUGCUUAAGGCGGAGGAGAUCUCCAUCCCCUCGGUGUCUUAUUUUAAAUGCGUGCAGAGGGAGAUCCAGCCCUAUAUGAGGAAGAUCCUGGCCACAUGGAUGCUGGAGGUCUGUGAGGAGCAAAAAUGUGAGGAGGAGGUCUUUCCGCUAGCCAUGAACUAUCUUGAUCGGUUCCUAUCUUUGGAGCCUUUGAAGAAAAGCAGACUACAACUACUGGGGGCAACAUGUAUGUUCUUGGCAUCAAAAAUGAAGGAGACCAUCCCCCUGACGGCAGAGAAACUCUGUAUAUACACAGACCAUUCCAUCAGCAUCGAACAGUUACUGCAAAUGGAGCUGCUGAUCCUUAACAAGUUGAAAUGGUGUAUGGCGUGUGUCACGCCUCACGACUUUAUCGAACAUUUCCUCAACAAACUGUCUCUGUCUGAGAAUAGCAAGCAAAUCAUCCGCAAACACGCCCAGACAUUUGUGGCUCUCUGUGCAACAGAUGUAAAGUUCAUCUCAAACCCUCCAUCAAUGAUCGCGGCAGGAAGUGUAACAGCAGCUGUACAGGGUCUUAACUUGGGACCCAGCAACGGUGGCCUAUCCCCUCAACACAUCACCCUUUUUCUUUCUAAAGUCGUUAAAUGUGACCCGGACUGUUUACGAGCCUGUCAGGAACAGAUUGAAUCACUUUUGGAAUCCAGUCUCCGGCAAGCACAGCAGCUUAAUGUUCCUUCUGACACAAAGACAGUAGAAGAAGCCGACUUGUCUUGUACACCAACAGAUGUAAGAGAUGUAAACAUCUGAUGCAUUUGCCAUUAACUUUAUUUUUGGACCAUGGGGUGAAAGCGGCAUAGUUUUCUUCAAAAGAAAUACUAAGGCACCAUCUCUCCACGCUGGACCUCGGGACAUUGUAAAAAGCAAGGAGGAUUUCCUUUUCUUCAGUGACCUUAAAAGUUACCCAAACUGACUUUUUAUAUAAGUUUAAAAAAAAGAAAAAAAAAGUGAAAAAAAAGUAUUUGCAUAAAAUCUCUGAGGGUUUGUGCUACAAAAAGAGACAAUAAUCAAUUAGUUUAUAUUAAUGUGUUCAUGUCUGUAUGUUGUAAAAAUAGGCAUUAACACAAGAGCUUUGUCUCCAGAGGAGGUACUAGUUAUGAUUCCUUAUAUGUCAGAAGCCAAUUUUGAUAUAGAAGCAUUUUUAUGUUUUUUCUUAGAUUUUCCUUUAAACAUUGCUUAGGCGUCUUCAUAUCUUGCUUGCUAUUGCAUGUAGUCACUUUAUUAUUACUUUCUUACCUUUUUUUAAUAAUUUCUUAUAGAUUUCUUUAUCCUCUUCCCCUUUUAAAUACUUUUAUAUAUGCAUAGCAGUUUGUCAGUUUGUCCUAGCAUCCUGACUCACGUCUGUGGAUUAAUUUUUGUAUGAGGCUACAGGGUGCUGCCAUAGUAAUUUGUUUCCUAUAUUAAACCCUAUAAAGAGGGGCUUAAUAUAUUCUA